AUGGAGAAAAUUAUCAGAAUGCCGCAGCUGAGGCAGCUGCUCGGCGAGUUCCCCGGUAAUAUGAAGUUCUGUUUCGCUUACGGAUCGGGCGCGUUCAGGCAGCAUAACAACGACGACGGCAAUAACAUGCUGGACCUCGUGUUCGUCGUGCGCAACGCCAACAAGUGGCACGCGGAGAAUCUGGCGAGAAAUCCCAAGCAUUACUCUCAACUGCUGAGACUUCUCGGCCCCAAGGCGAUCACCAAUGUCCAGGAGGGAUCGGGCGCCAAGGUGUUUUACAACACGCUGGUGAGAUCGAGCGAGGGCCAGCUCAUUAAGUACGGCGUCAUCUCCGAGGUCUCGUUGGUGGAGGAUUUGCUGGACUGGAACGAUCUGUACAUGGCGGGGAGAUUGCACAAGCCGGUCAAGGUGCUGGUCGAGCCGGACCAGAGCUCCCAGCUGCCCACCGCUCUGGUGCAGAACUUGCACUCGGCCGUGCACGCGGCCCUGCUGCUGCUGCCCGAGUACUUCACGGAGGUCGACUUUUUCAGGCGGAUCGCCAGCCUGUCCUACGACGGCGACUUCCGUAUGAUCUUCGGCGAGAACAGGGACAAGAUCAGCAACAUCGUGCUGCCGCAGUUGCAGCACUUCAAGCGGCUGUACGAGCCGAUCUUGAAGCACCUCGACAAUUACGUAGACAUCCCAAAGUCCGAUAAUACGGCCGUCAUGUGCCAUCAGGACGUCAGCCCGGUGACCAAGGUCCACCAUCUCAAUCAUUUACCCAGAGUGCCCCAGGUUAAACUGGUCCGGGCGUGGUCUCACGGCCCGAGGUCGAAGGACACGGAGGAUUGCUUGCGCGCGAUCGCGCACGAUCCGGAGUGCUGCGAGAUAUUGGAGCGGUCCUUGAGGAAGAUCGUUUGGCGGUCCAGCGUGACGCAAAGCCUCAAGGGCAUCGUGACCGCGGGGCUCGUAAAGUCCGUCAGAUACAGCGGCGCCAAGAUAGUUAAGAUGCUGCAGUCCAAUCAACUGCCUAAGCCCGAUCCGAAUAAGAUGAUAAAAAUUGCCGAGACUGUUGCCAAGAAGACAGAGCCUAGGAACGCCGAGAAGCGCGUCGAGUAG
Molecule: messenger RNA, 1098 nt
Organism: Vollenhovia emeryi
Lineage: Eukaryota; Metazoa; Arthropoda; Insecta; Hymenoptera; Formicidae
Product: phosphatidate cytidylyltransferase, mitochondrial
Exons: 1
Coding region: 1-1098 (365 amino acids)
Biological process (GO): CDP-diacylglycerol biosynthetic process; cardiolipin biosynthetic process
Cellular component (GO): mitochondrion
Molecular function (GO): phosphatidate cytidylyltransferase activity
Source: RefSeq, a predicted model, not a curated record